CUUGAUCAUACGCUAAACACCGAGUCCAGGGACGCUUGGCGCCAGAUACAUCGCUCCGGAUGAGAUAAAUCAAGAAGUGAGCUAAAGGUGCCACUAGCUAUCUGUUUGUUGGACAAGCCCAUCCAAGUCAUACAAGAUGACUAGGUCAAAGGUCAGCAGGGUCAUUCCUGUGACCUACCCUCCUGGAGCCAAGGAGUUGACCCCUGACCUUUCCAAGGAUGAGAUGGUUAGACGACUCAAAAUGCUGGCCAGGGUGUUCCAAGACAUGGAACAGGAAGAAGACACCACCGCGUACGAGCCCCUUGCCCUCCACCUCCUGGAACCCUUCCUCUUCAAGCAUUCCAGCAAGGAUGUCCGGCUUCUUGUGGGUUGCUGUCUGGCUGAUGUCUUCAGGAUAUUCGCUCCUGAGGCACCGUAUAGGACUGGCGAGCAGCUCAAGUUGAUAUUCCAAUUCCUGAACAAGCAGCUGUGGGGUUUAGAGAAUGUGGAUGGUCCCUCGUGGAAGAGGUAUUUCUACCUGCUGGAGAACCUGGCCAUGGUGAAGUCCUUCAACAUCUGCAUGGAGCUGGAAGACUCUGCAGAGAUCUUUGUAGAGCUCUUCACCAUCUUCUUCAGCAUCAUCAAUGAGAAACACACGCCCAAGGUGCGCACGUUCAUGCUAGAUGUGAUUUGUCCGUUGAUCAGUGAGAACGACGUGGUUCCUCAAGAGCUCCUGGAGGUGAUCCUAUCCAAUCUCCUGGACUCCAAGCUGCUGCAGCAUCCUCAGGCUCAUGAACUGGCCAAGGAUCUGGUCAAGAGGACCUCCACUAGCAUUGAACCUUCCAUCCAAGCAUUCUUCAAUAAUGUGAUGAUCCUUGGUAGAAGUUCAACCAGUGACCUAGCCAGUCACUCCUAUGAGCUUGUCUACCAGCUCCACACCAUAUCCAGUAACCUCCUCUUGGCAGUCCUUCCACAGCUAGAAUUCAAACUCAAGAGCAAUGAUGAGCGAGAGAGAUUGGCAGUGACCAAGCUACUAGGACGGAUGUUUUCAGACAGAGAUUCAGAUCUAGCUACUCAGAAUAAACCACUAUGGAGCUGCUUCUUAGGAAGGUUCAGCGACAUCAGUAUACCCAUCCGGAUGGAGUGUGUGAAGUUUGUACCCCAGUUCGUCAUCCAUCACCCCUACCUGGUCACAGAUCUCUCAGAUCGACUACGGGAAAGGGCCCAUGACACAGAUGAGGGGGUAAGGCAAGAAGUCGUAACAGCCAUCGUUGCCACUGCCAAACGAGAUAUCAGCAACUUGAAGGAAGAUCUUCUAACCUUGGUCAAAGAAAGAACACUGGACAAAAAGUGGCGUAUUCGCAAGGAAGCUGUCCUAGGUCUGGGUCAUAUCUUCAAGAAAUGGUACCAUUCUACAGACACUUCCUCUGCAGAGAAACAGCAGUUGCUAUGGAUAAGGGACAAAGUGCUCCACAUGUACUAUCAGCCCAAUAUUGAAGACAGGUUACUCGUGGAGAGGAUAUUCACCAUGACCCUUGUACCUUAUACCAUGGAGGUCAAAGAUAGAAUGCUGCGCCUCUACAAACUCUUUGCUUCUGUGGAUGAGAAUUCGUGCAAGGCUAUCAUAGAGAUGAUGAAAUGUCAGCACUACGUACGUCAGCAUGUAAGAGAUCUCAUGGAAACCUUUGACCUAGAAGACGAAGAAGAGAGGAAGAAAGCAGCUGUACCCAAAGUUGCUGCAAUUGCAAAAAUGCUGCCAGAGCCGGGCAAGGCACAAGAUCAUGUCAGACGGAUGAUUGAAGACUUUGCAAUGGACAAGAGAACAAGGACGUUCAUGCUACAGGUCAUAAAUCCCAAAACUCUCUGCAAAAAAGCCAUUCAGGGAGUGGGAGAAGUUAUGAAGAAAUUUGGCAACCCCCAGAACCCUUCCCCGCUGUACGAGACCAUGAAGACACUGAUGGAACGCAUCGCCCCUCUGCUCAUCGACUCGGCAGCCAUCGAGGAGGUGGUGAAGCUGGUCGCAGCCCAGGCUAACGGCACCGGAGAUGAAGUGGAAGGCGUGUCAUUCAGGAUCUUGGAGGAGAGAGGACUCAAACUUCUCCAGAUUCUGUCCCUGGUGUAUCCUCGAGGCUUCAGCACCAAGGAGUCUUACGAGAAGCUGAUCUCCAUGCUGCAGAUGGGUGAGGACGAGGUAGCAGAUGUGGCCCUCCAGGUACUCACCCAGACGGGCCACGGCAUGCAGGCAGACUUCCCCGACAUAGCAGAGGGUUUGAUCAAAAUCCUUGUCCACUUAGCCAAGAAUGGAACACCAGUUCAGGCCAAGCGAGCUAUCAAAUGUCUGGAUGUGGCUGUUAAUAACAAGAAGGCCAUCUUUGUGGAGCUCUUUCAGAGUGUGUGUAAGAACAUCAAUUUGGACCACGAGAGUCACCUGACUGCCCUGAUGACCGUCGGUCAGUUGGCCAGACUCGCACCGGACGUGUUCAGCCAGCCCAUGAAGGUUCUAGUCGCCAACACGGUGGUCAAGGGGUUCCUCAUGCAGGACCAGACAGAGGGCACGCCCACCAAGGGUAUCUGGUGCCAUGACAACAUGGUUACCGAGGAAACGCAGGCCAAGAUUCGGUGCAUCAAGCUUCUAGUGCAUUGGUUGGAGGGUCUGAAGAGCAAUCAGAACGGAUCGGCUACAUCCACCAUCAGACUCCUCACAACUAUGAUCAAGAAUGAAGGAGAUCUUAUGGAGAAAAAGAAAACAAGCAAAUCCAGCAUGUCUCGCCUACGCCUUGCAGCUGGUUGUGCUAUCCUCAAGCUCGCUCGGAUCAACUGCUACGUGGAGCUCGUCACCUUGGAACAAUUCCAAACAUUAGCCCUACUUAUCAAUGAUGAAUGCUACCAAGUGAGGGAGCAGUUUGGCAUGAAGCUGAACCGAGGUCUGAUCAACCUAAGACUACCCCUCAUGUACCUCAGCAUCUUCUCCCUGUGUGCCAAGGACCCCGUCCAAGACAGCAAGUCCAGGGCCUCCCAGUACAUCGCCAGGAACAUCGCCACACGCAGGGAGUACCUCAAGAACCAUACGCUCACUGCCACUCAAAUGAUUUCUGUGCUACCAGAGUAUGUGAUUCCAUACACCAUUCACCUGUUGACCCAUGACCCUGACUUUAUGACCCUCAAGGACUCUGAAGCUCUCUCGGACAUCAAGGAAUGUAUGUGGUUCAUGUUGAAACCCCUGAUAGAUAAGGCAGAGAACUGCAGCUUCAUGCGCAAACUCCUGGAAACCAUCAAACAAAUGAAGGAUGCUCAGUGUAUCGAUGACAGGAGCAGAAACAGAAAAAUGUAUGCCCUGUGUGACCUGACCCUGGGGUUGCUCCAGAACAAGGCUCCAUUCCUCAGCAUCAAGGAUCAUCCUGGAGACAUCCUACUACCCAGGAAACUCUUCUACAAGCCCAGGAAGCUGCUCCACAACAAAGACAACUUCCUGCCCAAACGCUUCCAGGAGCAGUUCAGUCAAGAUGACAAGAAGGAUGAGGAGCAAGCGGCCGAGUCGUCCCCACAACCCAAGGGAGGCCGAGGCAGGAAAGGUGCUGUCAAGAAAGAGGCUGUAGUGAAUGAGAGCGGUGAUGCCAGCAUCGUUACCAAUGGCAACGGAGACGAGAACAGCAGUCCUAUGGGGAAGGGCAAGAGGAAACGAGGAGCAGCAAAGGCAGAAGCAUCCACAGAGCAAAAUGAAGUAGUCUCACCGAAGAAGAAAUCAAAGAGAACAAGAAAAGCGGCAGAAGACAAAAAGGAACAUCCACUCACAGAGAAGAUCAAUGAAGGCAAUAAGCCGACCUCAGGGAGAGCAUCAAGGUCAAAGACCAACCAGGUCAAACCCGUUUCACAACAGGUCAAGCGAGGUCGACCCAGCAAGUCUUCCAGCCAGUCAUCGUCUUCUGACUCACAAUCUACCCCUAAGAGCUCGCCUGUGAAGGCACCACUGAAGCGCACAGCAACAAAGAGAGGAGGGGCGGCGGCGGUUGCGCGGAGUAGCAGUGAGGACUCACAGAGUCCGGCUCUCAAGAAGUCUAGGAGGAUUAUCACCAUGAGUCCGAAGGCAAAGGCCGCAGCAGAGGAUGCCUCGGAGAGAUCAGAGCGGGUCAAGCAUGCUACAAAAUUACCUCAAUUCUCGGACAAUGAACAGAAAAGGCCGCGUGGUCGCCGUAAGCUUUCCUCCCCACCCUCCCCCAUGAAAUCCCCCAAGCCAGGACCCUCCAACAAAGCCUCCUCAGGAACGCCAAAGAUCAACUUGACCAAGUCCAAAUCGGCCACGCCCAAAUCCGCCACACCAACUACCACCACCAGGGGACGACCAUCAAAGCAAGUGCCACCUCCAACAAAAUCCCCAGCACCAUCUCCUGCAAAGUCCCACACCAAGUCCACCCUGUCCAAGGCCACGCAACAGAGCAAGCCAGCUGCCAAAAAGACCAACGUGCGAAGAGUGCCAGCAGCUGCUGUCGCGAAAGCAAAAUCACCCAAGAAGCCUGCUCCACCAUCCGCCAAAUCCACUCCACGUCUUUCAUCUCCAGUCGUCAAAGGUAGAGGGCGCCCUCCCAUGGUGUCGCCAGCGAGGUCAUCGUCCUCGUCAACGUCAUCAUCAUCUUCGACCAAGUCGAUAUCCCCGGUGAAGAAAGUUGCAGCAAGUAAGGCAGCGAGUGCCAAGAAGCAAAUUGCCACCACCAAAGUAUCCCCAAUUAAGAAGUUUGCUACCAAGGGAGGCUUGAAAACGAAGUCCCCUGCGAUUCUCAAGGGAAAGACAGCAUCUCCCACGAAAGCGAGUGUCACAAGAAAGCUGGCAGCUUCUCCAUCACCACGUAAGCUCGUCAACGGGAAAGCAUCACCUAUGAAAUCACCAGGGAGGAAGAUGAUUCAGACAACACUCAAGGCUGCAAUGAAGAAGAACGUGAGGCACACUUCUCCUAAGAAGGCUAGCCCUGUGAAAGCCACCAAGAAAUCACCAGUCAAGGCAAAGCUUAAUAUAAGCCGAAAGAGCGGUAGAAGACGGUAACACAAGCAACAUUCUUCUCUCAGUCGCAAAUUUUAACUCAACCUGUAAAUAGAAUACAUUCUAUCUUCUUUGAAAGCUUGUGUUUUUAUCUAUUACGAUUUAAAGAUACGCUAGGAAUUAUCUUUCAAGUUUUCCUGUACAAAUCUUUUGAAAAAAAGAAAGACGUGUUGAAAGUCAUGAUUUUAGAUAGUUUUCAUGUAGUCAAAUUGUAAAUUAUUGAUUCCACUUGUAAAUGAGCAAUGUGUUUUGUGCCGUGAUUUAAAUUCAUGGAUCAUAUUUUCUGUUCUAUUAUGUGGUGAAUGUUGAGAUUUUUUUCUUUAUCAGAUGACACUUUGGGGUAUGAAACAAUUUAGAAACAAAUUAGAAAAUUAGCAAUUAUUUAUAUUCUAAAUGAUUUUAACUGAUGAUAGCUCUAGAUCUGUAAAAAAAGAAAGGAAAAAUGUUCAACACUCGUGUUUGAAUUUUUUAGAGUAUGUAGAGUAAUUUUUUUAUAGGGUCUUUCAUGUGGCAUGUUAUGUUAUUAAGAUUAAACAUUUGAAAUGAAAGUAUUAAUUGUCCUUGUUGAAACCAACAUGGAAGUUUCCUUGAAGAGAUAUUUUCAUGAAACACAAAUAUUAUGAUUAGAAAAAAAUGUUCUCAAAUUAUAGGAAUUAUAUUUGCCACUUCGAUGCAAAGAAUUUUCAUCAGAAUGUCUGACAUUUGAGUUUAUGCGAUUGAUGAUUUUUUUUUUUUAAUACUUAUUUUUAAUGAAUAAUAGCAUAUAAUGUACAUUUUUUUUCCUGAAAUAAUGUUCUAGAUUGUUAAUAUUCGUUAAAUAAUGAUGAUGGUUUUAGAAAUGUAGUUUUCAUCGUUGGGUAGCAGCCCCACUCCCUUCCUUCUACGGAGGGACACUCUUCCCCUUCUUCCCCCCUAAGUGAAGAGCCCACAAAACUUUUUUACCACGAGUCACCAAUGAUAAUGCAUCUAAUCAGUUUUUCAUUAAUGAGACCAAUUUACAAAACUCUUCACAAUUUCAUAGCCUACUCUUGCUAGUGUUACAUACAUGCUUUUGGCUUAUUUUAUUCUCCUUUGUCAUAUGGUAAUGUAUGCUUUAUACCCUUUUUUCAUUAAAUCAGGAAUGGUUUUGAUUAUAUUUUGUCUUUUAUAUUUGUUAGUUUGUCAGGAAUAUGCGACAGCAAUCCAGUAUUAUGACUUUUUUUUAAAGUUUGCAUUAUGAAUUAACAUCUUUGAAAUCACUGCAGGUCGUUAUUUUCAAUACCAUCAUGUAAUGUAUGUUUGUUUCGAAUCUAGUCAAAGUAAGUCUCUUAUUGUAAGUAGUUUUUUUUUUACCCCCAAGUGGUUAUUGGAUUUCGGCAUGUAACAUAUAUAAAGAGGACAAGUUUGGUGCUGUUGAAUUUGUACACAUGUAUAUAUUACAGUCCUCUUUAUGCAAAAUCUUUUAAAAAACCCAGUUCAAAACAGUUCUGUUAUUUGACGCAAGUAAGUUGUAAUGCCAAGCAAUGAACACUGAUUGAAACCAAAGGUCAGUAACUUUAAUUUUCUUGAGGAUGUUAAAAAUAAAUCCAGGUUGUAUAUUUGCCUUCCCUUUCAUUCACAGUCAGAAGCAAUUAGAAAACAUGAUAUCAUUUAUGUGUGUGUGUGUUCAUAAAUAAUCUAACCCUGUAUCAUAGGUAUACCUAUAUGCCUUCAUGUGUAUUUGACCUAACCCUACCCUCCCCCCCCCCCCCCCCUCCCCUCGACAACUAUCCCUAAAUGCAAACUCCAGCACAAUCAGUCACCCCCACCCCGGACCUCUACUUAUUACCUAGGCGUAGCUGGGAUAGUUUUCCAAAGAGAAUAAUGGGGAGGGGGGUGUGUACAGGAGGUAGUUCUGAUAUGAUUGUCCAUGUGCAAGAGAAAGUCCAGGGUAUCUUGUAUGACUUGGUAUUGCAUUGGCCGACAGAGGUUGACAUCAAAAGAUGUCAUGUAUCCAUUAAUAAUUGUCUUGAGUUGGUGGACCUAUUACAAUGUCUGCUCAAAUAUGAUAAGAUACUCUAUAUUCCAUCACUUCACUUGUGUAUCAGACAAAACUUGAACAGUAUACCUUCGACAUCUAACAGUGGUCCACAUUUGACCUAAACUACAUUAAUGUAAUUAACUUUGAAGUUUGUAAAUCUACUUAUCUUCGCAACCUUUGUAAAUAUAAUUGUAAGCACCGUUUCGGAUGAAGAUUUCAUCCAGUUCCAAUUUUUCCAUCAUGUGUUUUGUGUUUAAUCAUUGCAAUAGUUCUUCGCCUGGUUGUAUAAUAUUUCCAGUUUGUCACCAAAAACCUUGACUGCGGAGUCCUACUAUGUUUUGUAAUUGAUUAAAAAACUACUUUUAAUUACAUA
Strongylocentrotus purpuratus (purple sea urchin) is the source of this 7383-nucleotide messenger RNA. RefSeq names its product sister chromatid cohesion protein PDS5 homolog A. Gene Ontology annotation, biological process: mitotic sister chromatid cohesion; DNA repair. The transcript is spliced from 29 exons. The coding region runs from base 137 to 5014 and encodes 1625 amino acids. NCBI's taxonomy places the organism in Eukaryota, Metazoa, Echinodermata, Echinoidea, Camarodonta, Strongylocentrotidae. The record is from RefSeq and is a predicted model, not a curated record. Gene Ontology annotation, cellular component: nucleus; chromatin.